UUUUCUUCUUCUUUUUUUUCUGUUGCAGCAUGUAUGCGACUCCCCUUUGCUAUUUCUAUUAAAAAGUCAUAAAGCGGAGGAAAUCUCUCAGAUUCACGUCGUUCCAUUUGUCGACACCGAAUCAUCUGUGAAGCUUUUACUUUGAAAGGCCUGGCCGGAACUGCGUGAGCUGCAGCCCCACCUCGCUGGAAGCCCCGCACGUUUGGGCGGACGGGGGUGAAACGUCAGCCGGGGUCAGUCAUGAAGCGUCUGCCACGGCAGCCUGCCGCGGGCGCGCGGGGCUAGCAGAGACGGCGGGACGGAGCGGUCUGCAGCCGGGGCUCGCGGGGCUCCUCCAGCAACCGGGAUGGUGGUCGGGGAAAGGACCGGGACCCGGAUCAUCGAUGCUUCUCAGCGGAGGAAGUCGGCGGUUUAACGGAGAGUCAGAAUGAGGAGAGCGAGGGUGACCCGCGCGCUCUUCGCCUUGUGUCUGGGAUGUUUCAUCAUGAUCAUCUAUUACUUCAACAGCAGCCUGAAGCCAGCGUCCGAGUCGCAGGCAGACAGAAGCAGCGGGCAAAAGUCGAGGAGGAGUCCUCUGCAGACGCUGUACGAAGGUGACCAGGUUGAGUCGGCAGUGCAAGCUAUCCAUCAAGGUCGUAGGGAACUGCUGGAGGAAGCGUGCCGCGCCUACACGCGCAAACGGCGAGUCCUCAUCCCCGAAGACCUCAAACACAUCAUCGUGGACGACCAGCAUGGCUUGCUGUACUGCUACGUGCCCAAAGUGGCCUGUACCAACUGGAAGCGGGUCCUCAUGGUUCUGACUGGCGCCUCUGGGGCCCAAAGAGACCCGCUUGCCAUCCCCGCCAACGAAGCCCACGUCCCAGGAAACCUUCGCAUGCUUUCCGAGUUUUCCACCUCCCAGAUCAACCAGCGCCUGCGCUCGUAUCUGAAGUUCAUCUUUGUGCGUGAGCCCUUCGAGCGGCUGGUGUCCGCGUACCGCAACAAGUUCACGCGCAGCUACAACACCGCUUUCCACAAGCGCUAUGGCACCAAGAUAGUGAGGCGGCACAGGGUGGCCCCGGAGCCAGAAGCUCUGGAGAAGGGAAACGACGUCUCCUUUGAGGAGUUUGUGUAUUACCUGGUGGACCCAGCCACUCAGCGAGAAGAGCCCUUUAACGAACACUGGGAGCGCGUGCACUCGUUGUGCCACCCCUGCCUCAUCCACUACGACGUGGUAGGGAAAUACGAGACGCUGGAGCAGGACUCCCGCUACGUGCUGCAGGUGGCUGGGGUGGAGGACCAGGUCAGCUUCCCCGCCUCGUCCAAAAGCACCCGGACUACAGGAGACAUGGCGGCUCAGUUCUUCCACAAUAUCAGCCCUUUUUACCAAAAGAGGCUGUACAACCUCUAUCGCAUGGACUUCCUGCUCUUCAACUAUUCUAUGCCAACAUAUCUCAAGUUCAGAUGAGGUUUUAAACAAGGUCUGAUCAAGGGGGUAGUGGGGUUCCGUAGGCUUGAUUACGAACAAAAGACAUAAUGACUUAAUAAUAGGGGGGGAAAAGUUGGUCACUGGUUGUGAAUGUGUGAAACGAUGUCCAGUCGCGCUUUUCAACUCUUUAAUUAUUUUCUGCUGUUUCCAAAGUUAAUUUGCACACAAGUGUUGUCUUUGCAAGCUGCAGUAGCCCGAUGGGCAAAGUUUUCCUUUUAUAUUCAGACAGUGAAUGUCUCCAAACAUGUGUGCCUUGGAUCGGGAGCCUUAAGUCAAAUUUAUGGUUCUGCGUCGAUAUCGAAGGCGCCGUAUUCGCCAUUUCAUAAAAACUGCAGAAUUUAGAAUGGAAAUACAGAAAUGUGGCAUUAACUGGGCAUAGAAGCAUGAAAAAA
This is a messenger RNA of Oryzias latipes (Japanese medaka), 1860 nucleotides long. RefSeq names its product carbohydrate sulfotransferase 11. Gene Ontology annotation, cellular component: membrane. The record is from RefSeq and is a predicted model, not a curated record. Gene Ontology annotation, biological process: carbohydrate biosynthetic process; proteoglycan biosynthetic process. Gene Ontology annotation, molecular function: sulfotransferase activity. Lineage: Eukaryota; Metazoa; Chordata; Actinopteri; Beloniformes; Adrianichthyidae.